This is a messenger RNA of Onychostruthus taczanowskii (white-rumped snowfinch), 595 nucleotides long. Its product is annotated as gasdermin-A3-like. The coding region runs from base 77 to 577 and encodes 166 amino acids. NCBI's taxonomy places the organism in Eukaryota, Metazoa, Chordata, Aves, Passeriformes, Passeridae. Gene Ontology annotation, molecular function: phosphatidylinositol-4,5-bisphosphate binding; phosphatidylinositol-4-phosphate binding; phosphatidylserine binding. The record is from RefSeq and is a predicted model, not a curated record. Gene Ontology annotation, biological process: defense response to bacterium; pyroptotic inflammatory response. The transcript has 4 exons.
UCGAUAUUCCUGCCGAAUUUUCCCCGAGUUGUCUCCUGACCUGCAGCUCAUCAUCUUAAUCACCAUCACAGCUGUGAUGAGAGACAAGAACCUCCUUCAAGAGCUCAGCCACAAAAUGGAAGAACUUUCUGAGCAAAAUGAUGGUUAUCAGCUGGAAACUGAGAGCCCAGACUUAAAAGACCUGUUCAGCACCUUGCAGCAUUCCCCAAGAUAUCAUCUCCUUCAGCUGGCAGAAGGAAUCACCUACGUCCUUGACGCUUUGCAUGAGUUAACGGAGGAUCAGCUGCUGCUGCUGCUGGAAUCCUUGGAAAGGAAGAUUGUGUCCCAACAGCUGAACCUGGUUGCAAACCUACUGAAACAUGACCUGGAAGAUCAGAUGCGGCAUUUCCACGUGGAUGCCAGGCUGCUCUCGUUCCCUCACGAGGAGGAGCAGAUGUUAACCAUUGCCCUGGUGGAGCUGAGUGGCGUCCAGCUCCAGGAAGAUGGAUCAGCUGUCCCUAGGGAUGAACCCUUUGAGGCUGUGGCAGCCCUGUUUGUGGCCUUGUAUGUCCUCAACCUCCUGAGUGGUUCCAAGUAGGAGGUACGUGGCCCUGCC